AUGGGUUCUCCGAUUGGCAACAUCAAUGGUGGAUCUGGCCAUAAGAGUUAUCAAACUGAUACUCUUAAUCCCUAUUUCAUGCAUCCUAAUGAAAAUCCUGCUUUAGUCCUUGUUACUCCUCUUCUUUCCAGCAAUAACUACCACUCUUGGUCAAGAUCCAUGACUAUGGCUCUUAGAUCCAAGAAUAAGCUUCAUUUCAUCAAUGGUUCACUACCUCGUCCGUCAGAUCUGGAUCAGAAUGCAGUGGCUUGGGACAGAUGCAACACCAUGAUCAUGUCUUGGAUCAAUCACUCGGUUGAAGCUGAAAUCGCUCAAAGCAUUUUGUGGAUGGAUAAUGCCACUGACAUGUGGAAUGAGUUGAAAGAUCGGUUUUACCAUGGCGACAUUUUUCGCAUUUCAGAUCUUCAAGAAGAAAUAUGCAUGCUGAAGCAAGGUGAUGCUUCUAUUUCUUCUUAUUAUACAAAAUUGAAGAUUCUAUGGCAGGAAUUAGAUAAUUUUAGACCAAUUCCUGAAUGUUCUUGCAUUUCUACUUGUCUUGCCAUUACCAAGAUUCGCUCGUAUAGAGAGAGUGAUCAUGUUAUCAGAUUUUUGAAAGGUUUAAAUGAUCAAUACUCGGCCAUAAGAUCCCAAAUUAUGCUAAUGGAUCCUUUGCCAAAUCUUUGCAAAGUAUAUUCUUUGCUUGUUCAACAAGAAAGACAAGCCAUUACACCUAUUGAGGAAGUCAAGGUGUUGGCUGUCUCUAAUCAAAAUUCCUAUCCACAGUCUCAGCCUAAAUCCAACCCUAGUAAUCGUGGUAGAGGUAGUACUAGAGGUGGUCGAUUUUCUGGUGGUAGAGGAAGAGGGAAUCGAGUCUGCACUCACUGUGGAAUGACCAACCACACCAUUGACACUUGUUUCAAGAAGCAUGGUUACCCUCCUAAUUGGAAGCAGGAGGCCAUGGUUAACCAAUGUACAGGCAGAUCUGAGGACCAAUCAGGUGAUUCAUCUGAGGUUAAUGCAUCUGAUUCUCAUGCCUUAGUGUUUACUCCAGAGCAACCUAAAGCUUUGCUAGCUCUGCUCCAAGGUUCAUCACAAGUGCAGUCUCAUAGCAUCAAUCAUCUCACCUCCCAUCCUGACCUCAAUUCAGGUAUCAUAUGUACCUUUCCCAAUUCUUUUCCUUCUGAAACCUUCAUCUUAGAUACUGGAGCCACUGAUCAUGUGUGCUUCACAAAAGAAUUUUUUCAAUGCCUUAAGCAAAUUAAACCCAUUACAGUCAAGCUGCCAAAUGGUAGUCUUAUUUCAGCACACUAUUCAGGCACUAUACAUUUCAAUGAGUCUUUUUACUUAACUGAUGUUUUGUAG
Molecule: messenger RNA, 1341 nt
Organism: Vicia villosa (hairy vetch)
Lineage: Eukaryota; Viridiplantae; Streptophyta; Magnoliopsida; Fabales; Fabaceae
Exons: 1
Coding region: 1-1341 (446 amino acids)
Source: RefSeq, a predicted model, not a curated record